AUGAUAGCAUGCCUCACCUCAGAGCUUCACAAGAGCAAUCACAGUCGAAAGAGCAAAUUGAUUCAACAAUCGCUAUUCUUUUUCACCGCUAACCGCGCCAUGAACAGUGUUCAGAGUCGAUUCUGUAACAGGAAAAUGCUAAGACCGCCAAUGCCGCAUCCACAGGAUAAGCAUUCAUUUACCUUUCAAAGAGCCUUUAUCCCGCAGCAUCUUAAGUAUGCUACAAAGAGGAAAGGGCUAUGCGCAAGAAAGACAUUCAAUAGCAAGCGCCAUCAAGAGACAUGGAAAAAGAGCAAGCCAAGACUUUCACAAGAAAGCUGGACUUAG
This is a messenger RNA of Beta vulgaris subsp. vulgaris (sugar beet), 327 nucleotides long. The record is from the annotation of a RefSeq genome assembly. Lineage: Eukaryota; Viridiplantae; Streptophyta; Magnoliopsida; Caryophyllales; Amaranthaceae.